AUGGAGGUGUCUCUUCAUUCACAUAUCGGCCAGCACCCCAACAUCAUUGAGUGGUUUGCUUCAGGCGAGGACGACGUGUGGCGAUGGAUUGCUAUGGAGUACGCAGAAGGUGGCGACCUGUUUGACAAGAUUGAGGCUGAUGUCGGUGUGCGAGAGGAUAUCGCUCAAGUCUACUUUGUCCAACUCAUAAGCGGCGUGAGCUUCAUGCAUUCCAAGGGCGUGGCACAUCGUGAUCUCAAGCCGGAGAACAUCCUUCUCUCAUCCGACGGAUCUUUAAAACUCGCCGACUUUGGAAUGGCUACCAUGUUUGAGUACAAAGGCCAACGAAAGCUGAGCUCGACUUUAUGUGGUAGUCCCCCUUAUAUUGCCCCUGAGAUUCUCGCCUGCGGUCGUGGGGACAAGAAAGCACCGGAUGCUUCCAAGUACUCCCCAGAUCUUGUUGACGUAUGGUCCUGUGGUGUCAUCCUGUUCGUCCUACUCAUCGGUAACACGCCUUGGGAUGAACCCUCACAGGGAAGCUGGGAGUUUCAAGAAUAUGUUCGCACAUCUGGCCGUAGUACCGAUGCGCUCUGGGGCAGAAUACCCGCGGAAGCCCUUUCGUUGCUCCGAGGAAUGAUGAGCAUUGAUGCUUCAAAACGAUUCAACUUCACCCAAGUACGCCAACACCCCUGGUACACGAGACACAACGCCCUCCUCAGUGCGGACGGCCGAGUCACAGAUCCCAUCAACCUGGCGACGCAGAUGUUGGCGAACCUCCGUAUCGACUUUACGCAUCAGCCAACAUCGCAGCCUUCUUCCAGCGACAACAUGGACCUCGACACUGGCCUAAAUGCUGGGAAAUUCUCCUCUACUCAACCUGAGACGCCCAUCGCCGACAAGGAAUGGGACUGGGAACGCACACCACUAAAGUCCGUGGUUUCACCGGCAUCCUCAUUACCGCAUUCUCGUCGAGCUAUGGUUGAUACACUCGCCGAUGAGCCUACCAUGUCACAAUUCUCGCAGACUCCUGGCCCCUCCAUGACUCUUACACAACAAGCCCGUCGAUUCCGUGAUAUUUGCCCGCCAGAAUCCCUCACCCGCUUCUUUUCUGCUGUCCCGCCAGCUCAUCUUGUUCAAAUGCUUAGCGAUGCUCUUCAUCACCUUAACAUCCCAUCGGCGCCCGUUUCGCCGAAUCUGUACGGCAACCCGGUUGCGCACAUGAAAGUCAGAGCCUUGGAUGGACGCCAGCAGAACCUGCAUGGCGAGAUUCAGAUCGACCGCCAGCCUUUACCUGACGGUACUGAAAUUCUCGACAUACGCUUUGUCAAGGUUAAAGGAGAUCCUCUCGAAUGGAGACGGUUCUUCAAGAAGGUGGUUGUUUUGUGCAAGGAUGGAGUCUACGUUCCGGAAUCUUAG
Molecule: messenger RNA, 1395 nt
Organism: Fusarium pseudograminearum CS3096
Lineage: Eukaryota; Fungi; Ascomycota; Sordariomycetes; Hypocreales; Nectriaceae
Exons: 1
Coding region: 1-1395 (464 amino acids)
Biological process (GO): mitotic G2 DNA damage checkpoint signaling; protein phosphorylation
Cellular component (GO): nucleus; site of double-strand break; cytoplasm
Molecular function (GO): protein kinase activity; ATP binding
Source: RefSeq, a predicted model, not a curated record